This is a messenger RNA of Trichechus manatus latirostris (Florida manatee), 1110 nucleotides long. It is a transcript of the gene NR1I3, whose product is annotated as nuclear receptor subfamily 1 group I member 3. Gene Ontology annotation, biological process: cell differentiation; negative regulation of transcription by RNA polymerase II; positive regulation of transcription by RNA polymerase II. The coding region runs from base 1 to 1074 and encodes 357 amino acids. The record is from RefSeq and is a predicted model, not a curated record. Gene Ontology annotation, molecular function: nuclear receptor activity; RNA polymerase II cis-regulatory region sequence-specific DNA binding; zinc ion binding. The transcript has 8 exons. Lineage: Eukaryota; Metazoa; Chordata; Mammalia; Sirenia; Trichechidae.
AUGGCCAGUAGAGAUGAUGAGCCAAGGAACUGUGUGGUGUGUGGGGACCGAGCCACAGGCUAUCACUUCCAUGCCCUGACCUGUGAAAGCUGCAAGGGUUUCUUCAGACGAACAGCCAUCAAAAGCACUGGUCUCAGCUGCUCCUUUGCUGGAAGCUGUGAGGUCAGCAAGGCCCAGAGACGCCACUGCCCAGCCUGCAGGUUGCAAAAGUGCCUAAAGGCUGGCAUGAGGAAGGACAUGAUCCUGUCGGCAGAAGCCUUGGCACUGCGGCGAGCACAGCAGGCCCAGCGGCGGGCAGAACAAGCACCUGUGCGGCUGAGUAAGGAACAGAAGGACCUGGUCCAGAUGCUCCUGUGGGCCCACACUCGCCACAUGGGCACAAUGUUUGACCAGUUUGUGCAUUUCAGACCUCCAGCUCACUUGUUCAUCCAUCACCAGCCCUUGCCCACCCUGGCCCCUGUGCUGCCUCUGCUCAGGCACUUCACAGACAUCAUCACUUUCAUGGUAGAGCAAGUCAUCAAAUUCACCAAGGAUCUGCCACUCUUCCGGUCCCUGCCCAUGGAGGACCAGAUCGCCCUUCUCAAGGGAGCAGCUGUGGAAAUCUGUCAAAUUACACUCAAUACCACUUUCUGUCUCCAAACACGAAACUUCCUCUGUGGACCUCUUCGCUACACAAUGGAAGACGGAGCCCAAAUAUCUCCCACAGUAGGGUUCCAGGUAGAGUUUUUGGACUCAUUCUUUCACUUCCAUGAGACACUGAGGCGACUACAGCUCCAGGAGCCCGAGUAUGUGCUCAUGGCUGCCAUGGCCCUCUUCUCCCCGGCUCCCUAUCCCACAGACCGGCCUGGGGUUAGCCAGAGAGAAGAGAUUGACCAGCUGCAAGAGGAGAUGGCAUUGACUCUGCAAAUCUACAUCAAGGGCCAGCAGCCAAGGCCCCAGAAUAGGUUUCUGUAUGCGAAGCUGUUGGGCCUAUUGGCUGAACUCCGGAGUAUUAACAAUGCAUAUGGGUACCAAAUCCAGCACAUCCAGGGGCUGUUCGCCAUGAUGCCACUGCUCCAGGAAAUCUACAGUUGAGGCCCUGGGUCACCUUUUUCCCCAGCCCACCUGGGA